AGUCCUCCUGUGGACGCCGGUGCCUCCCGCUGAUGGCGCCGUACCGCGAUGACAGAGCCGUGAACGCCGCGGAGCUGUUGAUCCGGAGGAGUAGAGGUAUCGGGGAUGCCGGGUCUCUGAUCAGACACAACGUCAAGGUCCUUCGAGGCGUCCUACUACAGGACAACAGGGGUUUCGUUAAAGUCUGGAACAAGAGCUCAAAGUCUACAAUGAUGUAUGAGAAUGGUAAAAUCUACUUUGACAAUUAUCAGAACUGCUACAGCUGUGUUCAUGCCGAGCCUCAAGUUCUAUACAAACUGCCCAGGAGAUCUAAAUUGGAGAAAUUUGAAGAUGCGUUGCUGUGUCAGAGCCCACUUGACCGCACGUUAGCCUCCCCCUCUGAUCAGAAGCCCUGCCUCUUGGCUUUGACUGCCGACAACUGGCUGUAUCGCCUAUCAGCUGAAACAGGAGAGGAGCUGCAGAGAGUUUACUUGUCUUCAAAACACAAGUUCAGGUAUCUCGGCUGGGACGUCCCUCAAGAGAUGUUUUAUGUUAAAUCUGUUCAAAAUAAAGCAACCUCUUUAGCACGACAGGCAGGUGUUACUCAGAAUACGGUGAUGCACUUGGCCAUCUUCAAUGUCUUUCCCUUGCAAAUUGUUGGCAUUUUGGAGAUCAACAAAAAGAUAUUUGGAAAUGGCGUGACUGAUGUUGUUCUGUCCCAAGGUGUCCUCGUGGUGUCUUACAGCAACAAGUCGGUGAAGCUGUACAGCUUUGAGCACAUUGUUCAAAGGUAUAUGAAGGAGACGCUAACACUUGGAAAGCAGAGUUCACUUCUUGGUGGCAAAAGUGUGGGAGAUGUUCCCUUUGGUAUCCCAGUAAAUAUACAGAUCACAGAUCGGCCUCCGGUGCUUUUCGAGGUAUCAUGUGCUGAUAACAGUGUCCAGAUGGGAGGCUACCCGUGGCAUUACAUCUACACACCACCGCAUAAAAAUCACAAGGGCACUCACCACAUCUGUUCCCUCAAGGACAGCACUAUAGCAUCAAAUGGAAUACAGAACAUGAACUGCUGCUCUCUCGAGAGCGAUGGGAUUUUUUUCCACCCUGACGACUCAGGAAGAAUCCUUCAUGUUGGACCUGCAACGAUAAAUGUCCUGAAAAUCAUUGGUGAACUGAACAAUGGCUCAUCUUCAGAGGUGGUUCCGGAUUUCUCUAUGAAAAUCCAUCGACACAACAAUCCAACUUCACGAGUCACAGUCACCUCAUCGGGGCGAACAGUGAAGAAAAGAUUUCAUCAGCUGGACGAUGACCCAGAUCAAGAAACUUUCCGCAUAGUGGAAUAUGAGGACGAGCUGGACCUUCUGGCAGUGGUGGUUACUAACGGUGAGGAGGAAGAAGGAAGAGCCCAAAUCCGACUGCACGACAACCAGAGUGGGCAGUUACUGCGGACCGUGGAUCUGGUAGAACCGUGGGACGAGACUUUUCGACAUGAGUUGUUUUUUGACAAAGACACAAUUGUUCACAUUGAACAGAAGAACACCAGCUUCUGCUGCCAUGUCUACAAGCUCAAGGUUGCCGGAAAAUAAGGCGUUUUAUUUUUCAAAAUGAUGUAUUUAUUUGUUUUUCGUACCUGUGUGUGUGUGUGUGUGUGUGUAUGUAUUCGUUUUCCUGUAAAACAAAUGUUCUUUUUCACAUCUGGAUUAUGACCAUUGUGUCAUGUCUGUUGUGUGAACUACAUUAGAUAAUCAUUCAGUGAUUUAAAUCAUUGUAGUGUCUACACCAGUCACUCUUUUUAAAUCAAAUUGUUAUGUCUUCUGUGUUUCCACUCUAUUCAUCCAGAUAUUAACAUAUUCAUAAGUGGCUUUUUAAAAGAAUUUCAUGAACUAAUGUGUUGGUGUGGUGCAAGCUCCCCACUUUAUACAGAUUUUAAAUUGGUAUUCUUGCAUACUCUGGUAUUUUUACAUAUUGUUGUUGUUGUUUUUUAAACUGAUGUCCAUUCACAUACUGUCAAAUAAAUGCAUUUAAAAACACAA
This is a messenger RNA of Gasterosteus aculeatus aculeatus (three-spined stickleback), 2009 nucleotides long. It is a transcript of the gene dcaf17, whose product is annotated as ddb1 and cul4 associated factor 17. The record is from RefSeq and is a predicted model, not a curated record. Gene Ontology annotation, biological process: protein ubiquitination. NCBI's taxonomy places the organism in Eukaryota, Metazoa, Chordata, Actinopteri, Perciformes, Gasterosteidae. Gene Ontology annotation, cellular component: Cul4-RING E3 ubiquitin ligase complex.